Tribolium castaneum (red flour beetle) is the source of this 250-nucleotide messenger RNA. RefSeq names its product keratin-associated protein 19-9b (gene MFK8-1). The record is from RefSeq and is marked validated. The transcript has 2 exons. Bases 28 to 198 code for a protein of 56 amino acids. NCBI's taxonomy places the organism in Eukaryota, Metazoa, Arthropoda, Insecta, Coleoptera, Tenebrionidae.
AUCGAAGUUGCUGAUAACUGCCACAAAAUGUUCAAACUUUUGGUACUUUUCGCUCUUCUUGCUUUUGCUUUCGCUGCUCCUAAACCUGCACCACAAUAUUUCUACUCCGGACUUUAUGGAGGAUACACUGGAUUAGGUUACGGCUACGGAUAUUCUGCCCUUCCUUAUGGCUAUGGAGGAUAUGGAUAUUACUAUUAAUAAACCCAUGCUCUUCAUGAUUUUUUCUACUAAUAAAUUGUGACAAAAAGUA